Messenger RNA from Siniperca chuatsi (mandarin fish), 2989 nucleotides. It is a transcript of the gene stub1, whose product is annotated as STIP1 homology and U-Box containing protein 1. Bases 289 to 1143 code for a protein of 284 amino acids. The record is from RefSeq and is a predicted model, not a curated record. Lineage: Eukaryota; Metazoa; Chordata; Actinopteri; Centrarchiformes; Sinipercidae. Gene Ontology annotation, molecular function: protein-folding chaperone binding; ubiquitin protein ligase activity. Gene Ontology annotation, biological process: protein polyubiquitination; protein quality control for misfolded or incompletely synthesized proteins; cellular response to misfolded protein. Gene Ontology annotation, cellular component: Z disc; cytoplasm. The transcript is spliced from 8 exons.
CUUGAGUCUUUGAACGAGAAAAAACGUCCUUUCGGCUUCCGUCGAUGUCGCGUAAGCACUUGACGUCAGCAUAACAACAACCUGUCAUGAGAGCUCGUAUGGGGGAAAAAACAUCGAUUAAGAUUUGAUAUCAAAGCAUAUAAAAUCAGUUUCACCUGGAUGUAAGAUUCCUUCUAUAAGAUCCAGGAGGGCCAGGGCAUUCUUGAACCUGUCAGUUAGCCAGCCGAAGAGACGGGGAACAGGAUAGGGAAGCAGGGCGAGGCGGGCCCCGCGGAGCCGGUGGAGAAGAUGGCAGGCAGCCCGGAGAAGAGUUCCACCGCGCAGGAGCUGAAGGAGCAGGGGAACCGGCUGUUCCUCUGCCGCAAGUACCAGGAGGCUGCUACAUGCUACAGUAAAGCUAUUAACCGUAAUCCAUCUGUGGCAGUGUACUACACCAACAGGGCUCUCUGCCAUGUGAAGCUGCAGCAGCAUGACAAGGCUCUGGCAGAUUGUAAGCAUGCGCUGGAGCUGGACAGCCAGUCAGUCAAGGCCCACUUCUUCUUGGGCCAGUGUCACCUGGAGCUGGAGAACUACGAUGAGGCCAUCGGCAACUUGCAGAAAGCUUAUAACCUGGCAAAAGAACAGAGGCUGAAUUUUGGAGAUGACAUCCCCAGUGCCUUGCGCAUUGCCAAGAAGAAACGUUGGAACAGCAUUGAGGAGAAGCGCAUCAACCAAGAGAACGAGUUACACGCCUAUCUGACCAAACUCAUACUGGCUGAGAAGGAAAGAGAACUAGAAGAAUACAAAGAGAAACAGGACGACAAUCAAAAUGGAGGCGAUGCUGCCAAGAUUGCAUCAAAACAUGACAAGUAUCUAAUGGACAUGGAUGAACUUUUCUCUCAAGUGGAUGAGAAAAGAAAAAAGCGGGAGAUCCCAGAUUACCUGUGUGGGAAGAUCAGUUUUGAGCUGAUGAGGGAGCCCUGCAUCACACCCAGUGGAAUCACAUAUGAUCGCAAGGACAUUGAAGAGCACCUACAGCGAGUGGGUCAUUUUGACCCGGUCACCAGGAGUCCCUUGACCCAGGACCAGCUGAUCCCAAACCUGGCCAUGAAGGAGGUGAUCGAUGCCUUUAUCCAGGAGAAUGGCUGGGUGGAGGACUACUGAAGGGACCCCCAGCUCCCAUCUCUCCAUCAUACCCCAAUACUCAACACAAAGCCUGGACAACACGAGACUGUAGAGAACAGAUCACCCCUUGCCUGGAUAUGUACUUUACACAAGCAGGAAAGGCCACACUAUAGACUACCAAAUGGGAGCCAUGUGUCUCGAUCUGCCUCUUUCUCCCCUCAUUUUAUCUUUGCUGUAAAACUUCCUGCUCCAAACUUCUGAGGCUCGGCGUUCAAGGCCUGCUGCUCCCUUUAAAACCCCCUCCAUUCUGCUCUUUCCAUACUUUUUCUUCCUCUUCCUUUCUGUCAUGCUGCUUUUAGUCUUUCAAGCCUGACUCCUUUCUUUACUCAAAAUAAGGGGCCGUGUUCUCAGGUCUCUCUCUUGCUUCCUCCUUACUCUCUCUCUUUCUCUGAGUGCCACAAUCCUUAGAAAGCAUCAACAUUGCACUCCAGUGUUUCACAGAAACCACUGAUAUAAAACAAAUUACACAUGGUGGUUGAAUUAAUUAAGACAUUGGCCUUUUCUUUGGCAUUUACUCCAGUAUUUCUUAGUCUAUUUUUCUUUUUUUCAUUAAAAAGGAGCGUUUGCCCACUUCUUAAUGUACAUUUGCUGAAGUGAUACUUAAAAUGCCAAAAAAUCUAUUCCCAACAAGGAUGACUAGUUUGUAUGCAAGUUUUACAUAAUGAAAAUUGAAAAAUAGUGGUGGGGUACCAAGUCCCUUCUCCAUCUCCAGGUGGCGCUCCAAACAUGCCCACCCAUGUCAACAUACUGUAAGUUUUUGAGUAGAUGUUAGUGGGGUUUUUUUCUUUGCAUAUCAAUUACAUCUAUUACAAACAAUUUAAAUAAGUUGAAUAUAUGCAUAAUGUACUCUUUAGUUUCAGGCUUGACCUACUGUAAUUCAAAAUAUUUUUUAUCAGGACAAUACAAGGUUUUCAUGAAACGCAGCCUUGAACUGGAUACAAAAAAUGAAUGGAAAAGCUUCAUACAAAAAAUUUUUUCACAUUGCUGGAUAUUAAUUGACAAUGUUUGAAUUUUGAUAGAUGACAUCAGCUCUUCGGAUUGAUGCUCAAACCUGCUUUGAAGAAAUGUCUGUGCUGUCUGUGUCGUUCAUAGAAACAAAAAUGUGCUUGGACAUUGUGUUUGGCUCGUGCUGUUUGCCUGGAAUGAUGGUGGACACUCACAUCAAGCAUUAAGUGAAUUUUCUUUUCCUUUGCAAAGGCAAGAAGAUGGUUGUCAUUUUUCUCACCGUUUUGCUGUGAAUUUUACGCACCUUCUCACAGAGUCACAGUUAUGAAGAAAAUGGUUGCAGCAGCUUAUGUAAACCGAUCAUCAGUGUGAAACUAACUCAGAAGUUUAAGCUGAGUCUUGUUACAGGGGUUUGAGGUUCACUAGCAUCACUGUACCAACCUCCUUUUGUGUUAGAAAUGCUGGAAGAGCUACGACCAUCUUAUCUCAUCCAUACCUCAGUCCAAGUUUUUGCGUGCUGGUUCACUGGCAUUCUCUGUAAAACACAUUUUCAGUUCAGCGCUAUUAGUUUACAUGCUUUUCAGCUGAAUGUGUGUCUGUGGUGAAUUAGGCCUCUUGGUGGUUCGUGUCCGGGGUGCAGGCAUUGUAAAUAAUUUGCUUGUGUAUCUCAGAUUUUAUUUCUUGACAAUAUUAGGUUUCUUUUUAUCUUGAGAAAUCCUAGAGCUUGAGAAUCUGUAUUAAAUGUAGAUAUGUUGAUAACAUAAAUGCUUGGUUCAGUUUUCAUUUGUCCCCAUUAAACCGUGAACUUUGAGUUUGUUUGUUGUGUGUUUGACACAAGAUUAUUAUUAUUAAAGAGAUACCAAGUAUGAUGACAACUGUA